This is a messenger RNA of Helianthus annuus (common sunflower), 594 nucleotides long. Its product is annotated as peroxisomal membrane protein 13-like. Lineage: Eukaryota; Viridiplantae; Streptophyta; Magnoliopsida; Asterales; Asteraceae. The record is from RefSeq and is a predicted model, not a curated record. Bases 1 to 594 code for a protein of 197 amino acids. The transcript has 2 exons.
AUGUCAUCAUUUUGGAAUGAGAAUUAUUUCUAUAAUCGCUAUUCUAACGAAGCAUGGGGAGUAAAUGAUGCCAAUGAGGAGGAGGUUGUGUCUGGAGUCCCUGUUGAUAAAAAAACACAGUUGCCAGACUUGAACGAGACUCCGAAUCCACCUGUUAAUGAACCAAAUUACCCGACGCAUCAAGUGUAUCCGGAUUACGAAUACGGGUAUGAAUCUCCGUAUGUGCAACAAAGUGGAUACGGUGCUGAGAAUGCACCUGUUAAUGAACCAUAUUACCUAACGCAUCAAUCGUAUCCGGGUUACGGAUACGGGGGUGAAGGUAGAUACGGAGGAUACAGUGGAUACGGGGGUGAAGGUGGAUACGGAGGAUACGGAGGCUACGGUGGAUACAGAUACGGUUAUGAGCCUCGUAACACACCACUAUAUGAUGAUUAUGAACCAUCUACCCCGGACAAUCCGUUUCAAAUAAAGGAGGUUAGUGGGUCACGUGUGAUGGAUCAACUCAUCAACAUAUUCGGGUCAAGUUAUGGAGCUGUUGAAGCAACAAAUAAUAGACCAAAUGUAGUAGCGAGGGUGGUUAGGCAGAAGGGUUAA